This is a messenger RNA of Morchella importuna, 924 nucleotides long. RefSeq lists its product as uncharacterized. The transcript is spliced from 2 exons. NCBI's taxonomy places the organism in Eukaryota, Fungi, Ascomycota, Pezizomycetes, Pezizales, Morchellaceae. The record is from RefSeq and is a predicted model, not a curated record. Bases 1 to 924 code for a protein of 307 amino acids.
AUGUCCAAAUCCUCCAAAUCCUCCUCCAAGCACCUUCCCAACGACCCCACCACCCUCUCCUCCACCCUCUUCACCACAAUCCUCCUCUUCGACACCAUCAGCACCCACAAAACGCACUCCAAAAAGCACCAAUCCCUGCUCCUGCAACUCUCCAUCGAGCGCCUCUUCCUCAUCACCUGGGGCAAGACGCUCGGCCUCCUCCGCGACAAGGGCCACAACCCCCGCCCGCUCGACGCCCGCCUCAACAGCAUCGAGACCCGCAACGUCAUCACAAACCUCCUCACCCUCAUCGCCGGCGGCUUCAGCGAGCGCGGCGGCCUCGAGCGUCUCCGCGACGACGAGGUCAUCGUCACGCGGGAGGGAUUUGAGUGGACGCACGUGAACCUCCGCUGCCUGAGUAAGAAGCUGCAGAAGAAGGCGGCCGCGAAGAAGAAGGUGUUUUGGGUCGGUGCUGCCGGCGGGCGGUGGGGGUGGUGGCGGGGGUGGCGGGGGAGUGGGGGUACGUCGAGUACGGAGACGAUGGAGAUUGUGGUGCAGCAUCAGACGUUUGGGAAUGGCAUGGGGAUGGGGGGCAUGGGGAAUGGUGGGGUGGCGUAUAAUGUCAAUAUGAGCAAUGGCUUGGUGUCGCCGACGGCGUUCGAUCACCAUCAUCAGCAUGUGCAUCAGCACCAGUUCAUCACGCAGCACGCGGGCCACCAGCAGCAGCAGCAGCAGCAGGGGCAGCAGCAGCAGACAAUGUAUAUACCGACGAUCCCGUCGCCGCCGCCAGCGGCACCGCAUCCGGCGCAGUAUUUGAUGAUUGAGGCGCCCCCGCCGCCGCCGCUGAUGCUGCAGCAGACGCCGUAUUAUGAUGAUAUGGUUGAGAUUGAGGAGGCGCGGCAUCCGGAUGAGAGGGAGACGGUGCAUAUGUAUAGGACGUAUUAG